AUGGACUCGGAUAAGAUGGAUCUCUUCAACACGUUACCUGACGAGGUUGUUUCUCGUAUCUUGUCAUCACUUUCAACGAAGGAGGCUGCUUCAACAUCGGUUCUCGCAAAGAGGUGGCGUAAUCUGUUUGCGUUUGUCCAUGAUCUCUAUUUCGAUGACUCUGUUUUCCUGUACCCCAAAGAAGGUAAACGGGAAAAAGAUGGGAUUCUCCAGAGUUUCAUGGAUUUCGUGGAAAGGGUUUUGGCAUUGCAGGGUGAUUCUCCCAUUAAGAAGUUCUCCCUUAAUGUUAAAAUUGGUGUUGAUCCUGAUCGUGUGGAUCGUUGGAUAUGUAAUGUGUUGCGACGCGGUGUUUUUCACCUUUAUCUAUUCGUCGACUUUGAAGAGGUGUACCCACUGCCUUACGAGAUAUCUGUCAGUAAGACACUUGUUGAGCUGAGGAUAGGGUAUGGAGUUGAUCUUUAUUCGUGGGGAGAUGACAUGUUUUUUCCUAUGCUUAAGACUCUUGUUCUUGAGUUAGUUGAGUUUGGUAGGGGUCAGUUUCAGAAAUUUCUUCCUGCUUGUCCUGUCCUUGAGGAAUUAACGUUGGUUGAUAUGGAGUGGAGAGAUAGGAAUGAGAUCUUGUCAAGUUUAAGCCUCAAGAAGCUUAAGAUUACCUCCGAAUACGGCUGUUUACGCACUCUUUCAUUCGAUACACCGAAUCUUGUUUUCUUAGACUACUAUGAUUUUGUUGCGGAGGAUUAUCAAAUAGUAAACUUAAACAGCUUAGUUGAGGUUGGGCUCAACCUUGUUGUUACUAAGGAUCUAUUCCAUCGAGCAAGAGAUAAUGUGUGGAAGCUUAUUCAUGGAAUAAGAAAUGCUCAGAUAUUUCACAUAUCCCCUGUCACUUUCGAGGUGCUUUCUCUUUGCUGUGAAGCAAUGCCGGUUUUUAAAAACCUUACAAUUUUAAAUGUUAGGAGUGUCAUGCAGCAAGGAUGGCAAGCAAUGCCACUUCUUCUAAGAAACUGUCCACGUUUAGAAAGCCUAUAUCUUGGGUCAGGACUCUUACACACUGUUACAGAGAAAUGUGGUUAUGUUUGUGACUGCAUUUCUAGGAAGAAGAAAGGUCGUUCGCUCAUGUCUUGUCCUGUGAAGAAGAUACAGAUUCAAGGAUAUAGAGGAACAAUUAGAGAGACGCACAUGAUAAAGCAUUUCUUGGACUAUUGUCCAAGUUUGGAGGAGAUGGAGAUAAUUGUCGAAGAAAAGGAACCUACUCUGUUUGAAAUCCCUAAAUGGUUUGAACUUGUCGAGGACACGCUGAUGCACUACAACGAGAUGUCGAGUUGCACUGUUAAUUUCAGGGCGCUCGUUCCCGUGUACUGGAGGUGGACUCAAAAAUGAAGUCUUUGGAGGAUGAAAAAUUUGCUUUCGUUAUUUCAUCUUUUGGUUUGUAUUUUACUCAAGUACGAUUUGUUUUAUGUACUACUUAGUACAGUACUAGCUAGACGAAACCAUUCCUGCUUCUCUACAAUUUCAAAAUUUAACGCUUUCACAAUCUUUAGGUUUUUUAAUGGGAGAAUG
This is a messenger RNA of Camelina sativa (false flax), 1557 nucleotides long. Its product is annotated as putative F-box protein At3g58860. Gene Ontology annotation, molecular function: protein binding. Lineage: Eukaryota; Viridiplantae; Streptophyta; Magnoliopsida; Brassicales; Brassicaceae. The record is from RefSeq and is a predicted model, not a curated record.